Molecule: messenger RNA, 1599 nt
Organism: Penicillium macrosclerotiorum
Lineage: Eukaryota; Fungi; Ascomycota; Eurotiomycetes; Eurotiales; Aspergillaceae
Product: origin of replication complex subunit 5 family protein
Exons: 3
Coding region: 1-1599 (532 amino acids)
Biological process (GO): DNA replication initiation; DNA replication
Cellular component (GO): nuclear origin of replication recognition complex; nucleus
Molecular function (GO): DNA replication origin binding
Source: RefSeq, a predicted model, not a curated record
AUGCAGCCGCUUGACGUUGCUCGCUCCCUGAGCGCACAAUGGCCCUGCCGAGAGGUUCAAACCCGGCAGUUAGCCAACUUGCUCAACCCGCACAUCCCUAGCCCGCCUGCAUUGGUCGUUCAUGGUGUAUCAUCGACCUGCAAAACAACCAUCAUCCGGAGUGUUCUUUCUACGCUUGAAGUGCCGCACGCUAUUGUUCGCAGUUCCGAGUGCAUUACUGGACGACAUCUCUUGACCAAGAUUCUAUGGAAUACCCUCGAAGCCGUGGGCCGGAAAGAUGAGUGGGAGAAAUUUGGAAAAGGCCGGUGCGAGCACGUUUGUACCCUCGCAGUGCUCCUGGAUGAGUGUCUCGCAGCGAGAGCACCGGAGAAUAAAGGAAAGUUCGUGCUGGUACUUGAUGAGAUUGACCGACAGCGAGAGGCGCCACCCACCUUGCUGUCUGCUUUAGCGCGAUUGGGAGAAAUCAUCCCGUCGCUCUGCGUUGUUCUGGUUCUGAGCUCGACACCGCGGCCGCUUUUCUUGCAGAACGCGGCGGUUCCCCAUGUCAGCUUUCCUCCGUACACGCGCAAAGAAGCCAUUGAAAUCCUAUUGACAUCUCCGGUGGCUUCGGUGGAGGGCUUGCCUGAUGACACAACAGCUCGCGUAUACCCGCACUUCGUGGCAACAGUCUAUGACACUCUGGUUGGACCUACGGCAGGCUCGAUACCUACUUUCCGGUCUAUCUGUAGCCGGCUUUGGCCACUGUUCGUUGCACCGGUGGUGCAGGGCGAGUCCCCGCCUGGUGGAAACUCUGAGUGGGACUUCACACGCUUGCUGGUGAGGAAUCGAGCGUUGUUCCGCCAUCAGGGCGAGUCCGCACUUGUACAUCGCAUCGUGCCCGAAGACUCCUCUGUCUCAAGCAAAAUAUCUCGGAGACCGCUGGCGCCCGCAGCCACCCCGUCUGCCCUGCCGUCUCUACCUUACUUCUCAACCCUGAUCCUCACAUCCGCCUACCUGGCCUCCCACACCCCGCAACGCCUGGACACGAUCUUCUUCUCCAAAUUCUCCUCCUCCUCGCUCUCUGCCCGCAACAAGCGUGCCCACCACCGCCGUCGCCUGAAGGUCCUCUCCCAAGCCCAGGCCGAAGAAGCCGCCAACGCCGGCUCGACCACCUCUCGUCGCGGCAAGGGCAAGCGUACCAAAACCCGCAUCACCAAAUCAACCCUCUCCUCCGCCUUCGCGACCUCCUCCGCAACAACCUCCGCCAUGGGCGGCGGCGCUGGCGUAACUGGCCCCUCCACCAUCCUCACUGCUCGCCCGUUCCCCCUAGAACGUCUUCUAGCCAUCUACCAUGCCAUCGACCCCAACCCCCCGGAGAACCCCAUCCGGACCGGCGCCGUCGCUGAUCAGAUCUACGCCGAGCUGGCCACGCUGCGCCGCCUCCGGCUGGUCGUGCCUGCGGCCGGCCACCACGUCGGAUUCGCGAGCACGAGUAGCGGAAAUACCAGCGCAGAUGCGGGCGAGAAGUGGUGUGUCAAUGUGUCUGGGGACUGGAUCGGCGAGUUGGCCAAGGGCAUUGGAGUCGAGGUUGGGGAGUGGCUUGCGGGCGGAUUGGACUAA